AUGGCCCAAAAUGGAGUUAAUCCUGACUGGGAGAAGAAAGUCAUCGAAUACUUCAAGGAAAAACUAAAGGAAAAUAAUGCCCCUAAAUGGGUACCGUCACUGAAUGAAGUCCCUCUUCAUUAUUUGAAGCCCAACAGUUUUGUGAAAUUCCGAUGUAUGAUUCAGGAUAUGUUUGACCCUGAGUUUUACAUGGGAGUGUAUGAAACGGUUCACCGAGACACGAAAGCACGAGUUCUUCAUUUUGGAAAAUACAGAGAUGUUGCAGAGUGUGGGCCUCAACAAGAAGUUGAUUUAAACUCACCACGAACUACCACUUUGGAAAGACAGACUUUCUAUUGUGUUCCGGUGCCUGGGGAGUCCACGUGGGUGAAAGAGGCCUAUGUCAACGCAAACCAAGCUCGGGUCAGCCCAUCUACAUCCUACACGCCCAGUCGUCACAAGAGGAGCUAUGAAGACGAUGAAGAUAUGGACCUGCAGCCCAACAAGCAGAAGGAGCAGCACACCGGGGCCAGGCAGACAGGGAGCGUUGGUGGCCUUCAGUGGUGUGGAGAGUCAAAACGCUUAGAGACCGAAGCUUCCACCGGGCAGCCCCUGAACUUCCUGAACCUGUCUUCUCCUUUUGACCUGAAUUUCCCGCUGCCAGGAGAGAAGGGCCCCGCGUGCCUGGUCAAGGUCUAUGAGGAUUGGGAUUGUUUCAAAGUCAAUGAUGUCCUUGAGCUGUACGGCAUCCUGUCCGUGGACCCGGUGCUGAGCGUACUGAAUAAUGACGAGAGGGAUGCCUCUUCCUUGCUGGACCCGAUGGAUUGUGCCGAUACCACUGAAGAACAGCGUGUCCACAGCCCUCCCACCUCCUUAGUGCCAAGAAUUCACGUGGUCUUAGCCCAGAAGUUGCAGCACAUCAACCCUCUACUGCCUGCUUGCCUUAACAGAGAGGAGAGCAAAACUUUCAUCUCGAGCUUCAUGUCGGAACUGUCCCCGGUGCGCGCAGAGCUGCUGGGCUUCCUCACUCACGCCCUCCUGGGGGACAGUCUGGCUGCCGAGUACCUUGUGUUACACCUCAUCUCUACAGUAUAUACAAGACGAGAUGUUCUUCCACUAGGAAAAUUCACUCUGAACCUGAGUGGUUGCCCGCGGAGUAGCACUUUCACAGAGCACUUAUACCGGAUAGUCCAGCACCUUGUUCCAGCGUCCUACCGUCUACAGAUGACUAUAGAGAAUAUGAACCAAUUGAAAUUCAUUCCCCACAAAGACUACACCGCCAAUCGCUUGGUCAGCGGACUCCUCCAACUGCCCAGCAACACGUCCCUUGUAAUCGACGAGACACUUCUGGAGCAGGGGCAGCUGGACACACCAGGUGUUCAUAACGUGACGGCCCUGAGUAACGUCAUCACUUGGCAGAAGGUGGACUACGACUUCAGUUACCACCAGAUGGAGUUCCCCUGCAACAUCAACGUUCUCAUCACCUCUGAGGGCCGCUCGCUCCUCCCGGCAGACUGCCAAAUCCACUUAGAGCCGCAGAUGAUCCCACCAAACAUGGAGGAGCACAUGAAUGGCCUUCUCUCUGCGGUGCUGCCUUCUGUGCUGAAUAAGUUCCGCAUUUACCUGACUCUCCUGCGGUUCCUGGAUUACAACAUCUCCGAUGAGAUAACCAAGGCGGUGGAAGAUGACUUUGUGGAAAUGCGCAAGAACGACCCGCAGAGCGUCACCGCCGACGACCUCCACCAGCUGCUCGUCGUGGCGCGGUUUCUGUCUCUCAGCGCCGGUCAGACAACGCUGUCGCGAGAGAGAUGGCUCCGCGCCAAGCAGCUCGAGUCCCUGAGGAGGACCAGGCUUCAGCAGCAGAAAUGCGUGAACGGAAACGAACUUUAA
Messenger RNA from Elephantulus edwardii (Cape elephant shrew), 1869 nucleotides. It is a transcript of the gene MCMBP, whose product is annotated as minichromosome maintenance complex binding protein. The record is from RefSeq and is a predicted model, not a curated record. Gene Ontology annotation, biological process: DNA-templated DNA replication. Bases 1 to 1869 code for a protein of 622 amino acids. Gene Ontology annotation, molecular function: chromatin binding. The transcript is spliced from 16 exons. NCBI's taxonomy places the organism in Eukaryota, Metazoa, Chordata, Mammalia, Macroscelidea, Macroscelididae.